AUGAUGACUGAAUGGGAGGCUUUUGACGCCAACUCUUCAAACCUCACGGAGGAUAGUAAUGACCUGGUCCAGCAGUCGGAUGAAAACGAUCUGACCGAUGACGUUGGGGCAUCACAGGCGGAGGAUGCUUCCGCCGAACAGUACGAUAUUGUUCCCCCAGAAAUACGUGAAGACGAUUCUAGCAUUGAACCCGAAGAGUUUCAAGCCGCAAGAAAGAGCACACUAUCACAAAGGUUUUCUUCUGCUGCUCGCACGUCAACCAUGAUAGAUGAUCAAGCAACGAGGCGUUCUAGUCAGAAGGAGAGCCGUAAAAGCGAGAGAUAUGCACUUGAAGUGAUUGAGGAGGAGGAGGAGGAUGACGAUAAGCCAGUUGCGAGGCGUAGCAGUAAGCGAAGGAGUAUCUCCUCCGGGGCAAAUCAAACAGAAGGCUUGGCGGAAGCUCCAAAUGACGAAUUCAUGGAGACCUUGCAGGAAGUAAGAAAUAGUGUGACUCUUCUUGGUGAUUUACUGAUGCCAACGGACGAGAACGCAGAUCGAAAUUUGAUCAGAGAGUCUGCCAGCCCGGAGGAAGUACCGGAAACCAGUCCAUUAAGGGAGUCUAAGAGUUCCCGAGCUGCGUCCAUCAAGGGUUCGGGAAGGGAGUCUAGCAGUUUGCAUCCAGAGUUAGUCGAUGGUUCUAGGAGGGAUUCUGCCAGGUUGCGCUUCGACUCGAUCAACAGUUCGAGGAGAGAUUCUAACAGUUUGCAUCCAGAGUCCGUCGAUGAUUCUAGAAGAGAUUCCACAAGGUUGCGCGCUGACUCGAUCAACAGUUCGAGGAGAGGUUCUAACAGUUUGCAUCCAGAAUCCGUCGAUGAUUCUAGGAGAGAUUCCGCCCGGUUGCGCGCUGACUCGAUCAACAAUUUGAGGAGGGAUUCUAACAGUUUGCAUCCAGAAUCCGUCGAUGAUUCUAGGAGAGAUUCCACAAGAUUGCGCGGAGACUCGAUCAACAGCUCGAGGAGGGAGUCUAUCGGUUUGGGUGUGGACUCCAUAAACGAUUUCAGGAGGGAUUCUGGUGAAUUGCAUGCGGACUCCAUCAGGAAGGCUUCAAGUGUGCAUUCAGCGUCCGUCAAAAGUUCAACCGGGCGGCCUGCCGGGAUGCAUGCAGACUCCGUGUUCGAUCAAGUCAGGAAGCAUAAAAGUGUGCAUUCAGCGUCCGUCAAAAGUUCAACCGGGCGGCCUGUCGGCAUGCAUGCAGACUCCGUGUUUGAUCAGAUCAGGAAGCCUAAAAGUGUACAUUCAGCUUCUGUCAACGCUUCUGUGGAGGAGCCUGAUGAUUUGCCUGAAGUCGCGGCUAAUGGUUCACCGAGGGAGUCCAUCGGUUUGGGUGUGGACUCAAUAAACGAUUUCAGAAGGGAUUCUGGUGAAUUGCAUGCGGACUUCAUCAGGAAGGCUUCGAGUGUGCAUUCAGCGUCUGUCAAAAGUUCAACUGGGCGGCCUGCCGGCAUGCAUGCAGACUCCGUGUUUGAUCAGGUCAGGAAGCCUAAAAGUGUGCAUUCAACGUCCGUCAAAAGUUCAACCGGGCGGCCUGUCGGCAUGCAUGCAGACUCCGUGUUUGAUCAGAUCAGAUCAGCUUCUGUCAACGCUUCUGUCGAGGGGCCUGACGAUUUGCCUGAAGUUAAUGGUUCACCGAGGGAGUUCACUAGUUUGCAUGCAAAUUCUGCCAACAUUUCGAUGAGGGAGUCUACUAAUUUGCAUGUACCAUCGAGAGCCGACAAGCAUGUAUGCAGCGUCGGCCCACAGUUCGAUCAGGGAACCGACAAGUAUGUAUGGAGUAUCGGCCCAGGGUUCGAUCAGGGAACCAACAAGCAUGUAUGCAGCGUCGGCUCAGGGUUCGAUCAGGGAACCGACAAGUAUGCAUGCAGCAUCGGCCCAGGGUUCGAUCAGGGAACCGACAAGUAUGCAUGCAGCAUCGGUCAAUGGUUCGAUCAGGGAACCGACAAGUAUGCAUGCAGCGUCGGCCCAGGGUUCGAUCAGAGAACCAACAAGUAUGUAUGCAGCAUCGGCCAAUGGUUCGAUCAGGGAACCGACAAGUAUGCAUGCAGCAUCGGUCAAAGGUUCUAUCAGGGAGUCAAAUAG
Dibothriocephalus latus is the source of this 2115-nucleotide messenger RNA. The record is from the annotation of a GenBank genome assembly. NCBI's taxonomy places the organism in Eukaryota, Metazoa, Platyhelminthes, Cestoda, Diphyllobothriidea, Diphyllobothriidae.